Messenger RNA from Eruca vesicaria subsp. sativa (arugula), 1212 nucleotides. The record is from the annotation of a GenBank genome assembly. Lineage: Eukaryota; Viridiplantae; Streptophyta; Magnoliopsida; Brassicales; Brassicaceae.
AUGGAAGAAAUAGAGAGAGAAGUGAUCAAGCCUGCUACACCUUCAACUAAUGAUCGUCUUCAACUCUCCCUGCUGGAUCUCAUGAAUAGCCCAGCUAACGUGCCCGUGAUCUUCUUCUACGAAACUGAUGAUGAAGAUGUCGCGCCAGAGAUCAUCUCCGCGAAACUGAAGAGCUCACUGUUCCAGACUCUGUCGCGCUUCUAUCCACUCGCUGGACGAAGAGAAGGCAUCACCAUCAGCUGCAACGACGAAGGAGCCGUCUUCACUGAGGCACGCACCGAUCUCCUUCUCUGUGACUUUCUGAAAGACGUUAACGCUAGCUCCCUGGAGAGAUUUUACCCGACAAUGGCCCCUGGAGAUUCUCCCACGGAGUGGCCUUUGUUGAGGGUCAAGGUUACUUUGUUCGGAUCGAGAUCUGGAGUGGCGGUCUCAGUCUCUGCCUCUCAUAGCAUCUGCGACGCAACCUCACUGCUGACCUUCAUCACGGACUGGGCCACGACCACCGUGAAAGGGAGGAUGUCCUCAAAUAAUAAUAAUAAUAAUAAUAAUACGAUUCAUUUUGCUGAGACGACCAUUUACCCUCCUCCUGAUAUCUCCUUUUUACGGUCCCUACCUACUGCCGGUCCACCGGGGAAGUGUGUAAUGAAUAGGUUUGUUUUCGAAUCUUAUAAGAUCGAAGAGCUGAAACGCAAGGUCGAAGGAGCAGGUGUUCCCGCACCUACACGUGUGGAAGCUAUCAUGUCACUUGUUUGGACAUGCACCAGAAAUGCCUGGCACUCUAACUUGGUGUCUCCAAGGUCAACGUUAAUGCUUCAACCAAUGGAUUUGCGCUCUAGGGUCCCUUCUACGGAUGUUUUCUCCAUCGGAAACCUACAGACAAUGUUCCUUCUUAAGAGAGGCGUGGAAAGCAGCAGCAGUUUCGACUUGGAAAUAUAUGAAACCAUUGCCGAAUUUUGCAAGGCCAAAGAAUCAGUCAACGAGAUGAUUAAAGAGAAUCUCCAAGGCAACACACUUGGUCAGUCUUUAAUGCGUGUCAUUGGAGAUUUCGCGUCAAGUCUCACGCCAGAGACAGACUUGUACUCAAUGACUAGCUGGUGUAGAAAGCCUUUCUACAAAGUUGACUUUGGAUGGGGUACUCCUGCAUGGGUUGGAUCUACCUCGACAUAUAACAACGUUGCAUAUGUCUGCCUCAUUGACUCGAAGCAUGGAUAA